GAUGCAAAACCAGGAUGCAGCUCACACAAAUUCGACCGGCCUCUCCCUCAAAACUCCCCCUGCUCAAAUCCGAACUUCUCUCUCAUAAGCUCUCUCGCCCGUCAGCUCUUUUAUUCCAAUUUUGUGCAGAAGGGAGAAUAUCUUCGGUUUUCUGCUGGGGUAUACCAAACUACUAUAUACCUUUGAAACUACAUCAUUUCAUAGAGAGAAAUCUUCUUCUUUUUCUCCUGCAAUCUGAAGGAAUGUCAAAGGUUAGAGACAGAACGGAAGAUUUUAAAGAUUUUGCACGUCGAUCAGCAUUGUCUUUGGGAUAUGAUGAGUCUAAGACAGCUGCCUUAUUGGCAUCUUUUAUCAUGCAUAAACCUCGGCAUAGGUCAGGAUUCACCAGAGCUGCUCUUAAAACGCUGGAGAGCAUUGGGACUGUAGAGCAAUUUUUGAUGAAACACAAGAAGGAUUAUGUUGAUUUGCACCGUACGACUGAACAAGAGAGGGAUAGCAUUGAGCAUGAAGUAAGAGGAUUGCAUUGCACAACUAAUAAUCUCUUGGUGGUUAGUGGGAUGCCCAAGUAUCUGAAUGGAAAAUCACCCCUGCCGAAACCUGAAGCUACCAGAAUAUCAUGUCAGGUUACUAUUUUUGUAAAAUCAUGCAAAGAGCAGAUAGAUGUUCUCAGAAAUAGUAUAAACGAGGAAGAUGCAAAUUCAAAGGGAUGGCUUGGAUUGAAGGGUGACAAUCUGAAUGCUGAUACUGUAGCACACAAGCAUGGAGUGGUUUUAAUUUUAAGUGAAAAGCUACAUUCGGUCACAUCGCAGUUUGACCAGUUGCGGGCAAUACGCUUUCAACAUGCUAUUAACCGAGUGACACCAAGAAAGAAACGUAAGAACACUACCAAAUCAAAUGCUACAGAGAUCUCUGCUUCUAGUAGCUUGGAUCCUGACAUGAAUAGGGACUCUGAGGUCAGGGACACUGAUGUAUCACAAGCAGCCCCUAUAAGGGUCCAAGAACAACUUUUGGACGAUGAAACUCGUGCGCUCCAAGUAGAGCUGAACAGUCUCCUGGAUUCUGUUCAAGAAACAGAAACAAAGAUGGUGGAAGUGUCUGCAUUAAACCAUCUUAUGUCUACUCAUGUUUUGCAACAGGCCCAACAGAUAGAGCUUUUAUAUGAGCAGGCAGUUGAAGCUACUCAAAAUGUGGAACUUGGUAACAAAGAACUGUCACAAGCCAUUCAAAGGAACAGCAGUAGCAGAACUUUUCUUUUGCUCUUUCUGUUUGUACUUACAUUUUCAAUCGUCUUCCUAGAUUGGUACAGUUAAUUGUGGAUUUUUCGCUUUUUUUUUUUUUUUGCCUUACAAGUAAUGGGAGUAUAGAACGUAAAUUAUCAAGUAAAGUGUUGUGUAACGUCACUAGAAAUUUGGAGGCAGUUAUUGUUUGUACUGAUAUUAUUAUUACUUGCCCAUGCCCAGCAAUAUUGAACUUUUGUCCCAACAGUUCCACCAUAUUGAACUUUGAUUCCACAUUCAAAUAAUAUUAAUUGCGUUAACAAA
Capsicum annuum is the source of this 1541-nucleotide messenger RNA. Its product is annotated as syntaxin-81-like. The transcript is spliced from 9 exons. The record is from RefSeq and is a predicted model, not a curated record. The coding region runs from base 15 to 1310 and encodes 431 amino acids. Gene Ontology annotation, cellular component: endoplasmic reticulum; membrane; SNARE complex. Gene Ontology annotation, biological process: retrograde vesicle-mediated transport, Golgi to endoplasmic reticulum. Lineage: Eukaryota; Viridiplantae; Streptophyta; Magnoliopsida; Solanales; Solanaceae.